Molecule: messenger RNA, 643 nt
Organism: Emiliania huxleyi CCMP1516
Lineage: Eukaryota; Haptophyta; Isochrysidales; Noelaerhabdaceae
Exons: 1
Coding region: 61-501 (146 amino acids)
Source: RefSeq, a predicted model, not a curated record
GUGGUGCCCCAGCUGGUGGCCGUGUCCCACCCUCAAAAAGUCAACAGUGCCACCAACAAAAUGCUAACCUUCGCUCUCGUCUCCGCUGUCGCCCUUGCUCCGGCAGUGCAACAUUCGCCGCUCGCGUUCCGCCCGGUUGCACCGGCGCGGUCGCCGAUCCCGACCGCAGAGCUUCGCCUAGACCAGAAGAUUGCGGGAACGGUGGCGGGAGGCGCGGUGCUCGGGAACCUUCUCUUUCCCUUCCUCAUCGUGCUGAACAAGCUCGGGCUCUACGACCCCCCUCCUCUAAACACCUUCACGUACAUCGCCAACAACGCAAUGGACGCGGCGCGCGCAAGCGGGGAGGUGUCGAAAUGGCUUGCCACCAAAUACUCGCAAGACGUCUGGUCCGACCUGCUGUCCCAGUACUAUUCCGAGGGAUCGAGCACCGAUUUUCUGACGCGAGCCGGCGGCGUCUGCGACCUCCACGCUGCUUGGUGCGAUGGCGUGAUCAUCCCCUGAUCAGGCACGGCGGGCGCACCUUUUUGUGUAGUAUGUCGGCUGCCGCGAGACAGCAGACGCUGUGGAGCUGUGACACUUGUGUCGUCUUUUCCCUCCUCCUCUCCCACAGCUGUAUGUGUACGGUGACAUGCACACGAUAGAG